Molecule: messenger RNA, 12050 nt
Organism: Seriola aureovittata
Lineage: Eukaryota; Metazoa; Chordata; Actinopteri; Carangiformes; Carangidae
Exons: 6
Coding region: 543-2537 (664 amino acids)
Source: RefSeq, a predicted model, not a curated record
CUCUCUUCCAGUCCCUGAGUGGCAUCCCUGCCUCGCUCGCCCCUCUCAGAGCUGUUGCCGCUGCUGCUGUUCGAUCGUGUUGCUUUCUGCUUCCUGAGGAGAGAGAGAGGUUUAAUGCGAUGGACCUGCUGCCCACCGACUGCUGCUACUGCUGCUGCUGCUGUUUACGCCGCGGCAUCAUGGGAGCUGUAGUUUCCACAGCAGUGAAGAAGGACAGCUGAUUAGCCGGGGAUUGUGGGUUAUCAGAGUUUAGAGAUGUGAGCUGGUGGGCGGACGAGGCUCAACAAACUCUCUCUCUCUCGUCUCUCUAUCUUUCUAUUCUCUUGCUCUCUUUUCCUAAUUCUUUUCAACCCCUUGCUCUCCCUUUUCCUCUCUCUCCUCUGCAGUUUCAUCUAAUCUCUCCAUCUUCCUGUCUCUCUUCUUUUUCUUUCUUUCUGUUCCUCUGUCUCACAAUUUGUCCCUCUUUUUUUUAACCCUUUAUUCAGCCAUUCUUCUCCCCUCUCCCUCCUCCUAACUCCUAACACGUCCGAGGAAAAGUCAGAAUGGGUUGUCGUCUCACUCGAAUCAAGGCCAAGACUCAGGAACCUUCUCGUCACCGACACAGAGAGGAGCUGCACUUUGUGGAUGAGUAUGGCCAGCCAAUCACUAUGCAGGCAGAAGGGAGAAGGGGGCGUGGUCAUAGGAGGCGGAGGUCCCGCUGCGCAAUUGAGUGCAGUGCUCCAACAGAAAGACACUGGGAAGCCCUGAGAGCCAUGGGACUGAUGGAGGGUGAAGAAGGCCAGGGAGACAGCUACAGUGCAGGGCCCUACUAUGGUCACAUGACCGUGUCACCUGACCUAUACCCUGCCAAUGGUCGCAUAAUGAUGUCGCCUGAUGUCUAUCCUCCCAAUGGUUACCUGCCUAGAUCAAACGACCAGCACCUGGGUAACAACUACCUGCCCAGUGUCUCCUACAGCUUAGAUCAUCUGGACAGACUGGACUACCAGGGUCCAGACAUGUUGCCCUACCAGCCUAACUCAGAGAGCUGUCUGAUUGGGUGCUACAGCACUGAAGAGAUGGAGCCCAAGAAUUUCCCUCGACAGUCUGAUUAUCGUCCUCCUUGGCGGCCUGAUCGUCCUCUUGGAUACCUUCCCCUCAGUGAGCUUGACAGCGGGCUGGGGUGCGGCCCUGACAGCCCACACCACCGGGUGACAUUCUCCGAGGCCGAGACAGAUGCUAUGUCAUCGCUUCCAGGCCACACCCCUUCCUCCCAAGGCUCCUCCUCUUCCUCUGAAUCCCUGAUCUCCUCUGAACCCAGCGAUUCGGGCUUCCACAGCGUCAGCACCGGGGAGCACAGGCGGUUGCACAAGAUUCACGGAAGCCACAACCACCGGCAGGCUCAUCAUCUCCGCUCAGGCCACUCCCCUCGAGAGCAGAGAGGACGCUGGGAUUUGGAGUCCAUCCCCGAGACGACUCCAAUGAAUCACGCAGGAGCACCACAGGCAUCCCGCUGCACUGUGGGUAACAGCACAACCACGACAGUUCACUUCCACAGAGCUGAGAGGAGUCCCACCUUACCUCGCCACCGCUCACCGCCGUCGCCCUCCAUUGGUUGUCGUACUGAGCCCUGCCAGCGGAGGGCACUAUGGUUGGAGCAGCAGCAGGUAGGAGGCGGGACGAUAGAAGCUCCAGGGCGCAGUCGGACAAUAACAGAUCUGAGUGAAGGACAGCGCCGCCGCAGGGCCAGUCACCCCAACAUGACGGAUCCAAACACUCUGAGAAACAAACUCCCGACCACCGAGCCAGAUACAGCCAGCAACACGCUGGGGCCGAGGAGCAGGGCCAGUUAUCCCAGUAACUGUCAACCCACCAGUCACCUCAGCAUAGACAGAACCAGUCUGACCAAUCAUCAGAACACAUUAAGAAACAGCCAAGGCGCCAAUCGGAGCAGAGAGGAGGACUCCCUCUCUAAGAGUCCUGGAUCCGGCUCCAGUGGAGCAUCAGACUUUCGUGGUUUUCAGACUCUCGGGAAUCACUCUGGCAAUAUUAAGGGGUCUUCUGUUCCUUUUUACAGCACGCUGGGCGCCCCACAACGGAGCCCUCGCUCUCCACCCUCUCCCCGCUCCAGACUGUCCAAUCAGAAGUCAGUCAGGAAUCAGCUGCUCAGAGCCCGAGCUCACCGAUUGGCUAGGGAGCGCAGUGAGGUCACGACAGAUGAGGAGAUGCGAGGAGAGGGGGAGAGAGAAGGUGAGGAAGAAGGAGAGGAUGGCCGAUUGGCAGGGCGAUACUGGAGCCGGACGGAAAGAAGACGUCACCUGGCGCUGUCACGGCAACAUAGAGAGAGGAGAGGAGGAGGGGAGGAGCAGGCUGGGGGACUUCAGGGGUCACUGUCGUCUCAGACGGUGCUGGAGCUGAGCCACAUGAAGCAGAACCGACUGAGGAACAGCAAGCUGCUCGAUGAUUGGACAACAGUUGAGGAGCUGCUGACUCAUGGGACACGCGUGGAGAGCGACAGUCAGCUCUGUCCCAGCCCUCUGUUAUCGGUUACUACUGUCUGAUUGGAAAACCUCUCAAACACAAUUUUACCAUCAGUUACCACUGACUGAUUGAAAUCUAUCACUCAGGCCCAGAUUCAUUAAAGGUUUGUGUGGUGAAAAGUGUAAACCUCUACUAAAAUUACCAAAUCAGAAAAGUUAGUAACUAUGCAGAGUAACUGCUGAAAUUGUGCCGAUCCAAUGACUCUAUCAAUUAUACUGUAUAAAUUACAUUAUUUUGAACACACACUAUGAAUAUCAAGAACAGACCAAGUUUGCAACAUUUAGCAGUACAACGCUCAUCGAAUACUGAAAAGUCGUAAAUCAGGGAUUUUUCGGAGAGACCCCAGGGGACAAACAGAUGGAAUAGGGUUUAACCAUGCAAAACAGUGGCUGUUACAACAAAAGGAAAACAUAUAGGCGACACAGAGGGUGUGCCCAAGUUUGCCAGGCACGGUAGUUUUAUUCCUAAAGCAGUUAAUCUCAGAGUCUUGUAUAGACUUUUGACAUCAUCUUAUUUACUUACAGUCAUCCAAGCCCUAUGAACAAACUUUACAGACGUCAUGAAACAAACAUACAAAGUGAUAAAAAGAGUAUCACACAGAGUAGCUAAAACCCGCUUGCUAAUUAGCCUUCAAGCUCACUGAUAAGUUUCUUGCUACAUUAGCUUGUGAAAGCAGGUAAUGCUGCGUUCAUUUCAUAUCAUUUGAACCAUAACUGUAAGCAGCCAAGUGGGAAAAACCAUUCACGUCACUUUCUGACUUGUGGGAGAUAUCAGGAAUUUCAGACAGCAACGUUACCUACCAGUUGAAAAGAACUACAGGCAAGUCAACAAAUUGUUUGCACAAUGGUUUUAAAUGCACCACUGCUGGAGGUUACAUCAAAAUAAAGACAACAUUAAUACACAGAAGUAGCUCAGACAGCUCAAACAACAGCUAACAGCAAAACAGCUAAUUUUAUAGCUAUACGCUGUUUGUUUGCAUCUGGUUUUACCUGGUAAGAAACACACAGCAAACUAACACAUAGCUCAUCAAAAGUAGCUAAUUUAGCACCAGAGCUAACCACCUGGAAUUAUGUGUGCACUCCCAAGUUGGAAUAAUUUUCCCACGCUCAUUAGCUUACUUGCUAGUGAGUUAGCUGUUUGCUAACUAACUUACUAGAUAGCCCAUUAACUAGCUUAAGGAUUUCAUUUAAUCAGUUUCACAGAGAGCCAUGUAUUUUCAAGGGAAGCUAAAGAACAAAAAUAGUUAUAGUCAGACAACAGCACAACCAGCAAAGACAAGACUACAUGUUUAAGAUAAGACAAUCUAGAGACAAAAAGAGCUUGUGUUCAAAAAACUUGUCCACAGUUUCAAGUGGACAGGUUGGUGAGGACCUGAAGGACUCAACGGCACAGUAUAUAUGCAACUGAAGAACCAGACUGUUGACUCCCAGUGGAUUUAGCAAUACUAGUUUCCCUUUCACACCUCACUCCAUACAAUCCAUGCAGUCAUAAAGUUUGGGUGGGGGGAUCCUCACAGACUAAAUCACAUAAUGAAAUUCAUAUUUCACAUAAUAAGCGGCUGCAUGUACUUAUGAAGUAAAAUUUGAGCUGUCAUGGAACUUAAAUUGCAAAACUAUGAUUAAAUUGGAUUUCCACUGCAAUCUUAGUGAAUCUGGAUCUGAGUUGAGUUAUCAUAGGAAGUGCUAACUUAAUUGCUGAUGCGUCAGACCUUGGAAGUGUCUCUUCAAAGGGGUCCAAAAUAAAAGCGAUGGGAGAAUUGAAAAACGUGGCCAAAGAUAAUAAAACUGGGACUCAGGAGGAACAUUGGUAACAGUCUAUCCCCAGAAAAGGUUGAAAUGAAAAUAAAUCAAGUAUGACAAUCUUGGAGAAACUGAUUCAAUCUAAUUUAAAGCAAUGCUAGCAUCUGACAAGAAUCUCUCAUCAAAGGCUUGCUAUAGAAAUAAGUUUUUGCAGGUAAAAGGACACUAAAGAGCUGCAUGGGCUCCAAACUCUGUAGUAUUAACAGACUCACUGGAUGGACUGAUCAGAUUCUUCACACACCAGACCGCCUGUGACUGGUAUGAAAUAUCACACCAUUGGCUGUGUUGCCUUGUGGAAAAGUGUCUUCAUCUCCUUUUCUGAUUUACUGCCUUUGUUUCUGUCUCUGUGCCAUAAAAUGUCAAGGUCGAGUCUCUGAAAUUACAAAACCGUUGGGAGGCUCUGCCCGGGUUAAGCUUGUUAGAGGAAUUCUACACCUGUAUGAUCAAUCAGCCUCUAAAUCCUCCAAGUCUGUUUCACCACACUGUUAUUUUUUAAGUAACCAUUUUCACUGGUUUUCCUGGGCAGUUUACUGUUUUAAUCUCCAUGCACUCACACAGACUUGGAGUGUAAAUAAAUCAGACUCUAUGGAGAGGUCUCACAAGUCUCCAUGCAGCACUGUGUGCAACAGGGUUUCUAUUUUAAUAGACCUCUAUUCAGUUUCUUGUCUUCUGCUGCAUUCAGUGAUUUCAGCUGUCUGACGAUGAUUUAUGCAGUAUAUCUAUUUAGCAAACGAAGGUUGGCCUGUUGUGUAAUAUGCCAUAAAUCAGAAAUCAUAUUAUCUUUAAAAGAAUAAUUAGACAUUUUGGGGAACUAUGCUUAUCCACUUUUUUGCUGAGAGUCAGAUGAAGAUUGAUAGCACUCUUGUGUUUCUGCUUUCAAUAUGAAGCCACACCCAAGAGACAGUUAGCUUAACUUAGCGGGACUGGAAGAAGGGGUAAACCUCAGCUCAUAACCCCACCAUAAAACCACAACUUCUUGUUUUUACACUUUGGUUCCUGUGUAGAUAAAACAAACAUGUUAAUUAGUGAGUUUGAAUCUGGUAACUAGAUUUUAUUUACCUUUGGAGAGAGCCAGGCUAGCUAUUUCCCCGCUCUCUAGGCUUUAUGCUAAGCUAACCAGGAUGUGCAGAUUCAUAUUUAACGGACAGAUGUGAGUGGGGCAUUGACAUUCUUAUCCAACUGUCAGCACGGAAGAAAAUAACAUGUUUUUCCAAAAUGUCAAACUAUUCCUCUAAUAUGUUUCAGCUCCUGACAUAUGUAAGAAUAUUACCAUCUGAAGUGGUAACACAAGAGAAUACACAUAACAUGAACAAUUCAUUACAUAUCUCAACAUUGAGUGCUUAGUUAUGAAAUAAGCUACCAGACAAUAGUACUUUUUCAUCUUCAAAAGACUAAAUGAGACUUUUAUCCAGCCUGUCAGAUUAUCAGUGAUGAAAUGCAGGUAGUUUUUUUUUUUUUACCCCAGAAUAUCAGAUCAGAUUUUAAAUGUAGUCUUUCAUCUGGUUCUGUCUGUGAGGAGUGGAGGAGUACUGGAUCACAACAGCAGGAGUACACUGGUCCAUUUACUCUUUAGCCUAAGUUAUGCUCACAUGCGGAUGGAUGGAUGUGUAGUUGUUUUCAUUUACACUCCGCUUGGAGGAUGUGAUCCAUACUGCAGUAGAUUAUUGUCCACGUAUUCCGUGCAUGCACACUACGGUACCCAGUGAAGCACCUGAGCAGUUUAUAUCCUUGUAGCAUGGUGGCCACACAGACAUAACAAAUUGGAGGUUACGCAGACGUCUACACCAGCCAUGUGCACGCCGAAAAUGAAAUUUAAGUCACGUUGACCCUAGUGGACGCUUGAGUAUUCACGGAUGCUGAAAGUAUAACUUUGGCUUUAGUGGGAUUACUAUGGUGGCCCCAUGAGAGCUCAGUGCACUGCAAUUUAAGAAAACACAUGCAAAUAGACAAAACACAAACAAAUUCAGAAAACAUCAUCAUCAAUUUCCCAACAUGUGUGCUGCAAAUACUCACAACAUAACGGACGUGUUUCCAGCAAACACAAAAAAGAGAUGAGGGGGCGUCCCGUGGCUCACCUGGUACAGUGCUUACCAUGGAGGUGUAGUCCUAACCGCAGCGGCACGGGCUCAAGUGGCCCUUUGCUGCAUAUCAUCCCCCGUCUCUCUCUCACUGUCACUAUUAGAAUAAAGGCAAAAAUAAAAAAGAGUUCAGCCCGGCUGGGUGCACUGUUCAAUGCUUUGUGACUUUUGAAGUUAAAAGCAUUGAACAACAAGUGUGUCUCAGCCAGGUUCAUCACUUUUUAGUGUCUCCUGGAAACACUUCUGUUGUGUUGUGAGUAUUUGCAGCUCAUGUGUUGUUUUCUGAAUUUGUUUGUGUUUUCAUGUGUUUUCUGAAGUUGUAGUGCGUUGAGCUCUCAGGGCCAUCGUAGAUUACACUCCUGACAAAUAUGAUAUCUGUUUAUGCUAUCACAAAGGCUGCUAUGAGCCAAUAUGAUUACAGGCACCUUUGGAAGAAUCUGAGAAUUGUUAAUCAGGGUUAAAUGUUAUGAUGUAAUAACGUGUCAUAUUGAAACUGUUCAAUGCAAUUUUGUUAAUUAUAAAAAAUGUCAAUUUAUUUUCAUAUUCUGUCGGGUCUGGAAGAGGUGAAAUCCUGAAGACAGGAUCACAAAGCUGGACUCAUCAAAUGAAUAUAUUUGAGGAUUUCUUUUUCUAAACCAUGUGUGUGUGUGUGCGUGUGUGUGUGUGUGUGUGUGUGUGUGUGUGUGUGUGUGUGUGUUGAAUGGCCAUGAAAGAAAUAGAAUAUAAAGUUUGAUACUAACUUGUUAGUAGUGUUUAGCCAAAGAUAUUGUAUAACUUUGGUUUGUGGACAAUCUGGAAUUAUUAUCACUGUAUGAUGUAAAAGUCUAUUUUAUAAUAUUAGUUAUCAUAUUAGUUUUUAUAUACUUUAAUUAUUUUCCCUUGAGUAGAAAAUGACUUUGGCUUUUCAGCAUCUUGCUCUGUUGGUGUCCACACGUAGAUGUUUGUGUACAAUCAACUGUUAGCAAAAACAAGAUUUGUUAUUACAGUAUAAACCUAGCAUGCUAACUCGUGAUUAGCACAGAACAUGUCCAGGUUUGCCCAAAGAAUUAUGAGUGUUAAAGUUAGUGUCAGUGUACUUUUUCCACAGACUGGACUUUUAACAAUUUGUUUGAAUUCAAGUUUAGUAACUGAAUUAGAACGACACAAAAGAGUAAUUUAAUCAAAAAGCAUUAAUAAUAUUGCGAUGUAAGAAACUAUUAGCUAGCUAAGUUGUUCUUCAUAAACAACUUCUUCAGAAUUUGAUGAUUUUUUAAUAGGAAGACUCUGGUGAUAUUCUAUGUUUUUCUUCUUGUCAACAAUCUCAAUGUGCAUAACUAAUAACUAAUUGACCUAACUAACAGGCGCUGUGUGUGUGUGUAUCUAAAGCCUGAUUUAUCUUACUGUUACCCACUGUUUCAAAAAACUAUUAAAAAACAUUAGUGAGUCACACUGUCACUGGGUGACAUGUUCCUUCAUCACCAUGAACAACACACUGUAGUUUAUUUUGAUUCAGUCCCACACGCACCAUCCUGCUGUCCCCAAUAUUAGAGCUAAAAUAUGGAUUAAGAACUGAAAAUAGUCCCCAACGAAUGCACUAUUUCCUCUGUUUGUUUGUUUGUUGGUUUAAAACUACAGUGUGCAGCUGUUUUAGGAAAUUACUGAGACCUUUUGAAAUAUUUCAACUAUAUAUUUGUGAGAUGUUUUUAAGGAUUUAUGUCUUUGGUAGGAAUAUGAGUGACUAUGUCAGUUGGAAUUGUCAUUUUUACGUUUUAUUUUCAAUGAAAAAAUAUAAAAUGAUGAUGUGGUUUCUGUUGGGGCUUGUACCAAACAAGAACGUUCCCUUACAUCUGGAAAAUAUGAUUUGUAGGCUGGGGCAUCUCUGUAGCACCACAACACUUAAUUUAUGGUCUGUUGCGACACCCUUUAUCGAUACAAUUUCUUUUAAUUGUUCAGCCGUACUGUUCACUAUUAUAUAAGUGGCCAAUUUCUGAGAGCAAACUAAAUCUCUGUGGCAUGUUCGGUACCUUCUGCUAAAACUCCCACAAGUUUACUACAGUUUAGUGCUCGAUACAGAAUAAACCUCUCUGUGUCUCGUGUUGGGAGUGGUGAAUGACAGAACCAGGGAGUGACUUUGGACACAGCGUUGGUUCUUUUCAUGAGAUUUGUUGACAACAUGAAAAAUAUAGAAUAAAACCAGCAUGGUCCUCCAUAACUGACUCCUCACAACUUAAUAUUUAGUUUUGUUUUACACGAGGAGAUGAGAGGUUAUAUUGCUGUCUGACAGUUUAAAAGUUUUAAAUCAAAUCUGAGAACUUUGCUUUUAUGACUUCAGGGUAAAUAUUGCGAAGUAAAAAUGAAAUGAAUUUCUUUUUAUUUAUUAAUGUUAUAAAAACAGUGGAGAACUUGAGAUUAUGUUUUGUGUAUCUGGUCCUCACUUUUUAAUUUUGAAUGUUGUUUCUUUAUGGGCUGUGUGCAAUAACCAGAGGUCUCAUUGUCACACAGCUGCCCGCAGUGGUCAGCUGUGAGGGACUUUGUACAACUGCACUGUAAAGUCUUGUGCUCAGGUUUGUGUGUGUGAGAGAUGUCUGGGAGGGAGUUUAUGUGUGUGAUGAGCUCAUGAUGAUACAGGAAGGGUUGUACAACUGGUCUGACAUGACAGUAUAGAUAUUUGUAUUUCUGUGUGUGUGUCCUCGCGGCUGAAUGCCUCCGCCACAUAUUUUCAGGUUACAACCCUGUUAAUCCAGAGUCAUAUAAAAUAUUAACCAUUUGUGUGUAAUUUUGUCAUAAUUGCUGUGUGAAGUCUUGAGUUAUGGCUAAAUUGCUGUUUUGUAAGGUCACAAUGACCUUUGACCUUUAACCACCAAAGUCUAGUCAGUUCGUUCUUGAGUCCAGGUGAACGUUUGUGCCAAAUUUGAAAGGAUUUCCUUGAGGCGUUCUCGAAAUAUAGCGUUCACAAGGCCAAAAUCAUGUUCUGUGGUCACUGUGAGCCUUGACCACCAAAAUCCAAUCAGUUUGUCCUUGAGUUCUAGUGAAUGUUUGUACCACAUUUGAAGAAGUUCCAACAAGGUGUUACUGAGACAUCGUGUCCACGAGAAUGGGACGGACGGACAACCCGAAAACAAUAUGCCUCUGGCUGUCGCUGGUACGGACGCAUAACAAUGUCAGUGAACUGUGCGGAUUUAAGGGUUUCAUUGCUGUGAGUUUAGCUCUGUGAAAUGGAAUUUAAAGUUUACUCCAGUCAUUUAGUUUUACACUUUAACCAUCUUUACUUUUAGACUCAAAUCUAACACACCAGUAACUGACUCCUCUUUCCGACCAUGAUGCUGAAUUAAAACCGUUUUAAAAUGUGAUUAAUUGAAAAGGAAUUUCUUUUUUUUUUUUUAACAUUUUACAGAUCCACUUUUUCCUAAUAAUUUCUUUUAAAUUUCCUUGAAAAAACAUAUAGUGUGGUUCUAAUUAAAGGAAAAAACAGAUAUGAAGUUAUUUUAAUUAGUUGAAUUUGUGAUGUUGGGAUUUAUCACUUUUCAAAUGAAUUUCCAUGAAAGAAAAAUCUCCAUUUAAACCCUAGUGAACAUUUAUUACUCAUUCAUUUAUUUUGCUGAAUUGUCCUCUGUCCUCUGAAUAGUCUCAAGGUUUACGAAUAACUGUCACUCUUCUUUCUACCUGUAAUUACACCAAAUUACUACUACUACUUCUUAGGAGAAUAUAGAAAAUAAAUUGGAGUUUUCAAAGCGAUAAAAUAAAACAUUAUAUUUAUUAAUGAGCUGUAAUUUCCAAAUAAGUUUCCUGAACUAUUAAAUUUGGUACUAAUGAUAGGGAAACAGGUGUUUUUGUUUUUACAUGUUAUUAUGAAUUACACGGUUCUUUCCAGGAAACAUCACUGGAGAUUUCUCAAAUUUUUGUUUUUAUUUAGUGACAAAACAGAAAGUGAAGUCUUGUCCCUUUGAUUAAUGAGCUGCUGAAAAGACAUACUGCUUAUAUAUACAUGAUAAAAUGGAUUUAAAAAGUCUACAUUUCUUAUCAUCAUCAUCAUCAUCAUCACAGCCCUGACACUGAUAUUUGGAAGAACAGUGAGAAUCAACAGUUAGUGUGGAUGAGACUCUGCUGCACCAAGUUCAGAAGUUCAGUUUACAGAGGACAGCUGGGGCUUAAAGUCUCGCCUAAUGCAGCUUUGGGGAAACAGAGCAUGAUGGGAACACAGACGCACAUGCUGCCUCCCAGUUCAGGGGUCUAGAUGUGUGUCUGUGGCGCUGCUCAUUGCUUCUUUGCCCGAAAUUAAAUAGUCUAACGUCAUAUAGAGCAAAGUUAGUGGAGUGUGCAGGUUCUUGUCCACUAGUGAAAUCAGAAACUGAGGUUGUACAGUACCAGUAGGUGGCCUUCAAACACAGUGGUAAAGUGAUAAACUGGGACAGUUUUGAUAAUCAGUUCAGAGUUACAAGUAUUUAGUGUGAAGAUGAACAACUGAACAAUAGCAGCAGAUUAAUAGAAAAUAUAUGAACAUGUCCAGGCUGGUGACAAGACCAAAGUUUAUGUUCAACCUCUAUUGUUUUCAUGCAGCAGUGUUUCCUGGUGUGCGAUCGUUCACUCGAACAGUAGCAACAAUAGUAAAUGGUACGGCACUGAGUGGAGAAGUCUAUUUUCUCUAAAUUCAGUUGAAAGUUUGGAGAGUUUGGAUAGGAACAUGAAACCAUGUUGUCCCUUUUAAUAACUUGUGGAGUGUCAGUGUGCAUAAUAACCAUUUUCCUUAUUUUAUUUUUCUCUCACAGCUGAAGUUCUUUUUUUUGAUUAUUACUUCUGCUGGUUUUAAUGUUAUUUUAUUCAUCAAUGUUAUCAACAAUGGCUCACCAGAUGUUAUCAACACCUUUCUUACUAUGACAAAUCUAAACUUCACCUGUGAAAAGGAUUGUUAUGACAUAUGGCUGACUAAAGCGUCACCUGAAUACCUGUUUGACUAAUAGAUGGUCCUGCAAAGAAUUCUAGGAUGCUGAGGGCUGAUGUGACUUAUGGAGCUGUGACAUUUUCAGUCCGUAAAUGAUACUUCAAAUGACAGGGCUCCUUAUAUGAGGCUCAGAUGAACAGAUAAGAAGUUAAAGGGUCAGUUCCUUAAGUUUUGAGGCUUUAAUCUGUUUUUUUUGUUUGUUUUUUUUAAAUGUGUAAUAAAUUUAAACAUGAUGAUGUUUUAAAUUCUGAACCUGCACCUGUUCAGUAAUUUUAUUUUAUUUAUUUAUUUUUUUUGUGCUGCAUUUUAUCAUAAAAUCACCAUAAACGUUGACUGACAGCACUAUGGGUUUGGAGGUAACACUUUCCAGUCUGACAGCCAUGUUGGCGCUUCAGUCCUGCUCUGUGACCGUUGCUACAGCAACCGGUGUUUCUACGGCAGCUGAUGUCUCAGCUCUUGGCCUUGUCACCAUGGUGAUGUUUUGUGGAGGACGAUGGGGCUUAUUUACAGCUAACACUCGUCAGCUGUGCAGAGAAGAGCAGCAGCAGCAGUAACAUUAAAACCACCUGGACUGACUCUGGGUGCAGAUCUGGUUCCAGCAUGUUCACCACCGUUCUGCGGAUCCUGAACCUGACUUCACCACCACACAGCCACCACAGUCCGUCUAACCAGUAGAAAGCAAUAUAUGUGAUUUAUUUUGAAAUAUAUUUUCAUGCUGUAAUAAAAUACUGAACUCCA